CGAUCGAUAUGUUUAAGUUCCUUUUGCCUGACAUGUUACUGCCUUCACACUACUUUCCGCGGACAUUCCUUCAAGUAGGCUAUAUUAACUUACAAAUCACCCGGCAGAAUCCCAGACAACGAUGCUUGCUGGAACAGUGCCAACCACUGACGAAGGGGUCGUCGAUGCAGUAUGUGAUGCUUAUAGCUCCAUUGCGAGAGACGGCACACACACGGAAUAUGCUGAAGCAGUCGCAAAGGCAUUCGGAUACACCGUGGAACAACUGAAGUCCAUCCCAGCGGACUCGCACAUGGGACUCAGUUGUGGGAAUCCUGUGGCCGUGGCGUCCAUAAAAGAGGGAGAAACCGUUCUUGACUUGGGCUCUGGUGCUGGCAUAGAUGUCCUCCUUGCAGCCCAGAAAGUUGGUCCCAAGGGGCAGGCCAUUGGUCUGGAUAUGUCAAUAGAUAUGAUUAAUCUAGCGCGCAAGAAUGCCACUCAGCAAGGGUAUAGACCACCUCAGGUAGUCUUUAUCCAGACGAAGCUGACGAAGCCCCUACCUGUGGCAACUGCAUCAGUGGACUGCAUCUUGUCCAACUGUGUUAUCAAUUUGCUUCCUGAUACAGGAAAGGCAGCCCUUAUGAAAGAGAUUUAUAGGGUCCUCAAACCUGGUAGCCGUCUUGUGGUUGACGAUAUCAUCGCAAGGAAACCAUUUCCGGAUACCGUCCGGUCCGAUCUUUCCGCCUACAUCGGAUGCAUAUCCGGGGCGCUUCAAUUGGAGCAGUACAGAGCUCUUAUGAAGGAUGCUGGGUUUACGGAUGCAUUCUUUGUCGAGACAGGGGGCGAUCUUGAAGUGUAUAAAGCCGCUGGACCCACUGGUGGUGAUGCGCCAACAUCUGACCCCUCAACCAAAUGCUGUGUGGCCACUGCCAGUCCUCUCCCUCAGACUACCAUCGGGAACCUCAACGAAUGGGCUGCUUCAUACCAGAUAUACGCAAAGAAAGUCUCCUCGGAUAAUGAACCCGCGGACAAAUCUCCUCCAGCACUUAAUCGAUGGUGGGAUGCAUAUCCGAAAGAUAGUCUGGCUUCCGAUGAAGUUGCAAGUCUGCUUCGCGACCCGGAACGUUCAGACUAUGCGAUUAUCGACGUUCGGGAGAAUGAUCGUGUUGGUGGUCACGUUCUGGGAAGCGUUCAGUGGCGAGCGGACGAAUUCGCUGGCUCACUAGACAAGUUUUAUGACGAGUACGGCAAGACUGAGCAGGUGAUCUUUUACUGUGGGAGCUCCAAAGGCAGGGGAUCUCGAUGUGCUGCUUGGUAUCAAGAUUAUCUCAAUGGCAAAGGUCAUACGGAGUCGAAAGCUUGUGUUCUAGAAGGCGGAUACCACGGAUGGAGAUACCCUGACCUAGUGGAUGGAGCAAGCAGUCUGUGAAAGGCUAGAUACAUGUACGGAAUAUAGGGUUUCAAUGCUGAUGGUGACAGUAAAACUUAUUCUCUGCUGCUAGCAUCUCAGUCUAAGUGUGUAUGAGGACUACGAUCGCGAGUGAUUUAUGCGACAUGUAAAUGCGAGUUAAAUCGUAUUCGGUUCUGCACAACGAAUGCCAGUCAAUGACGCAACCACGUAUC
Messenger RNA from Suillus clintonianus, 1599 nucleotides. RefSeq names its product S-adenosyl-L-methionine-dependent methyltransferase. The record is from RefSeq and is a predicted model, not a curated record. Gene Ontology annotation, molecular function: methyltransferase activity. Bases 122 to 1405 code for a protein of 427 amino acids. The transcript has 10 exons. Lineage: Eukaryota; Fungi; Basidiomycota; Agaricomycetes; Boletales; Suillaceae.